AAGAAAGGUAAAUGCAGAAACGAAUCUCAAUUAUAUGUGACCCUGGCAUCAUCUGGUGGAUGCUACGUGUAAUCUGAGGAGGAUGGUUUGCAGAUAAGAUAAAUUAAAAUAAAUAAAGAAAAGAUACGUCAGAGUAAAUAUGAUGUACAAUAAUAUAUGUGAAUAUAGAAGAUAAAUGGGAAACAAAUAUGUAAAGUGAAUAAAAUGCUAGAAACCAAGGAAAUAAUAGAGAAGAAAUUCAACAGAGAGACUCACAGGAUAAUUGGUGAAUACCAAUUACAACAUUAUGGGAGGUUCUUGGAGAAGUAUCAUGAGAAUAUCAGUUCGUUUAAAAAGAACCUAAGAUCUUUGCAUACUGUACAUGCAAAACCGAUUAGUAUUAAGCUUGAACCAAAGGAAGAUGUAGCUUUACUCAAAUUGGUACAUUCUGAUAACAAGUUGCUGAGCAGGAUCUUAGUAAGCUUAUCAUCAAUCUGCAAUGAAGUCAACUUGCUUACAGCUGAGGCUGAUAAAUUAUUCAAUGUAUUCAUUUAUUAUGGGGAAAUUGAGGGAGACAACACUUUUGAAGAGCUUAGCAAACUCUUUGAUUACUUACAGAAAACUCAAUUCUUUGUUGAUAGAUCUCAACAAGUUAUUAAUCUAAUGCUCUGUCAAUUAUCUGCAAUCUUAGGAAAAGGUUUAUCAAAUGGCUCGCAUGCAACAUCAUUUCCAGAACUGAUGGAGAAAUUGUCUGAGUUACUUGUUUCCAUAAUUACUUUAGACUUGGUACUUGAUUCAGCUACAAUUAAGGAUCAUUGGUGUAUGUACAGAAGAGCUGUUAGAUCAAUGUCACAUAAUCCUUCACAAUUUAAUCUUAAGCAUGAAAGUAUAAGGGCUCUAGAUAAGAAGUUAAUUGAAGUAGAAGCUGAAUUAUUAUCAGGACAUAUUGUGCAGAGAACAAUGGAUAAAUGUUUAGACGAAUCAUUGAUAGUGGCUGUUAAAAAUAGCAAUUUAUCUAAUGAAAUGAUGUUGUACAUUCAACAAAUCGUAACUGAGCUUGAAAAAGAUGACGAGAAUAUUGGUUUCACUAAAAUCUGGUUACAAGCUAACGCUUUAUUCGUACUACAUCAUACUCUUUACGGCAAUAUGAAUAAAAAGCUUCUUAAGCGAAUAUUAGAUAUAAAUAAAAAGAUAUCAGCUUGCACUGUGUGCGGUAACAACAUGUGGUAUCCAGAGAAAUUUCUUUUAAAACACAUACCUAGUAUAAGCAAGCAGAUCGACGUGAAAGUUGUAAUAUCCAGCAGGAUGACGCAGAUAUCGCAAAGAAGCCAAAACAUAAACAAAGAGACGCACGCUCUCUGCAUUCAAGCAUGCUAUUGGUUCAUCGAAGUGGAGCGGAUCGUAAAGGAUGACAUGAGCCGGUAUAAAGUUAAGCAGUUGCACGAGACUUGCAACAUGUUCGUAGAUGGUAUCAAAAUUUUGAAGCGCAUUAGCGAGUUCAUCAAAUGGGUGACAAAUCUCCACGCCGACAACGGAAGACCCAUGACUAAAUCUGUACUGCUGGCACUAUGUAAGCUAGUCGAAGUGCUGAAAUGCUUCCAGUUUAUAUUUCACCGAAAUAUACUUCCAUUAUCCUACGUAAUUUUGCUGAUAUCGCAGCAUCUGAAUCACAAAGCCCUCGAUAAACUAGUCUUCAUUAAAAAAAGCUUUACUCAAGAGAAGAACUACAAGGAGCAACAACUAGACGUCCUAUCAGCAUUGGUCGUAGCGGAGCAUGCUUUGAAAGGACCGAUCACAGCCGAAAGGAUAUUGAUUGCUAAAUUGGCGCUAUCAGCCAGUGGAUUGGAUAAUGACAACUUAGCUGACGUGAGGUCAGUGAUUUGCAGACUGGAGCUCAUCUCGAAUUUGGUUAACCUCUUUGAUAAAUUAUCAAACUGUUCCUUCCUUUACUGGCAUCAAGUUCUAUUCCCAAUGUACUUCUCAAAAUUAGUCGAGGAUAAGGCGAAUUUAAUCAAGUGUUAUAUGGUUUUGGCGGCACUAGGUGAUUGCAUGGAAGAGGACGUGAACGUGAAGGAGACAACAGAGAAAACAAUUAAGACUAAUUUAUUGGGGCCUUUGAAUCAAAUGGUUGAGACGAACCUAAGACUGCAGACGCAUUUGCAUCUAAAACUUCCGCCAUCGAAUCCCUUCCAAAAUUUAAUGCCUAACAGCUUCAAAAAGCUAUUUCCGUUGCUUUUCGGCGACUCUUACAUCAACGUCAAACAGGAGGUGGAACACUAUCUUAGCACGAUGUUUUAUAACUUGACUACAGUUGUUUUGCACGAUUGGCGCACCUACGGGGAAAUGCGUAGGUUGGCUGUCCUACAAUAUGAUUUAAAUACAGUGGAAGAUAACCUUCCGGUACAGACGUUGGAACAAGGCUUGGAUGUAUUGGAGAUCAUGCGUAACAUCAACGUGUUUGUAUCAAAAUACUUAUAUAAUUUGAACAACCAGGUAUUCGUUGAGGAAUGGAGUAACAACAAGCAUCUGAACACUAUUAAUAUAUCGCAUGUUGCUAAUUCCAUUCGAACUCACGGCAUUGGUAUAAUGAAUACCACUGUGAACUUCACAUAUCAAUUUCUUCAGAAUAAGUUUUUUAUUUUCUCUCAGUUCAUGUUUGACGAACACAUUAAAUCUCGUCUCCUAAAAGACCUACGCUUUUUCUCAGAAAACAAGAAAGAACUAAAUCAAUAUUAUCCUUACUCGAGAGCAGAGAAAUUUAACUUUGGUAUACGAAAACUGGGUCUGAACGAGAACGGCCUCAGUUACUUGGAUCAGUUCAGGAAAUUGAUAACACAAAUCGGAAACGCUAUGGGUUAUGUCAGAUUGAUACGAUCUGGAGGAAAACGUUGCGUAGCCGACGCUACUUGCUUCUUACCUGAUUUGAAAGGUGUCGAAGAUUUCAACAAACUAAUUGAUGAUGUUGACUGUUCAGAUCUUACAAAAAGAGCAGCCAACGCUCUUAAGCGCGAUAUCAAUAAUCUAGUGGACAACUUCGAAGAGGCUACAGAAUAUUUCAAGCUAUUGAUUAAUGUUUUCGCGCCAAUAACACGCGAUCCUCAGAAUAUACAUUUGAAAAACUUCUACAUGAUAGUACCUCCAUUGACAAUAAAUUUUAUUGAACAUUCGCUGACUUCGAAAGACCGAUUGAACAAGAAGAACAGAGAAGGAGCUGCCUUCACUGAUGACGGCUUUGCUAUGGGACUGGCUUACAUCAUUGAACUCUUGGAUCAAGGUAGUCAGUUGAAUUCCAUCCAUUGGUUUCAAUCGGUCAAAGCUAAGCAACUCGGGAAUAGGAAAGAGCUUGAACGACAGAAGCUGCAGUCGAGCAAGGAAGACGUUAAAUUGCAGCAAACUCUUUCAUUGACCGAAAAACGUAUUGCAGCAAUUGAAACUGAAUUUCAACUUCUGUAUUACAGCUUCAGUAGCGCGAGGAUCUUCUUUCAGACAUAAUGAUCAAUCGAGAGUUAUUUUUUAUAUGCCAUUAUAUCAUAUAUCUAUAUACACAUAAAAUCUAAUAUAUUUUGUGAUAAUA
Messenger RNA from Nicrophorus vespilloides, 3553 nucleotides. It is a transcript of the gene SWIP, whose product is annotated as WASH complex subunit 7. The record is from RefSeq and is a predicted model, not a curated record. Lineage: Eukaryota; Metazoa; Arthropoda; Insecta; Coleoptera; Silphidae. Gene Ontology annotation, biological process: endosome organization; endosomal transport. The transcript has 12 exons. Gene Ontology annotation, cellular component: WASH complex; endosome. The coding region runs from base 205 to 3471 and encodes 1088 amino acids.